Molecule: messenger RNA, 1797 nt
Organism: Xyrauchen texanus (razorback sucker)
Lineage: Eukaryota; Metazoa; Chordata; Actinopteri; Cypriniformes; Catostomidae
Product: F-actin-capping protein subunit alpha-1
Exons: 9
Coding region: 22-882 (286 amino acids)
Biological process (GO): barbed-end actin filament capping; actin cytoskeleton organization
Cellular component (GO): F-actin capping protein complex; actin cortical patch
Molecular function (GO): actin filament binding
Source: RefSeq, a predicted model, not a curated record
GGCAGGUCCAGUCGAGCCAAAAUGGCGGACUUUGAGGAACAGCUUUCCGACGAGGAGAAGGUCCGUAUUGCUGCAAAUUUUGUCAUCCAUGCUCCCCCCGGAGAGUUCAACGAAGUAUUCAAUGACGUGCGGCUACUGCUCAAUAAUGACAAUCUGCUCAGGGAAGGGGCGGCUCAUGCCUUUGCCCAGUACAACAUGGAUCAGUUCACACCUGCUAAACUUGAUGGACAAGAAGAUCAGGUAUUGAUCACAGAGCAUGGAGAUCUCGGUCAAGGCCGGUUCUUUGACCCUCGCAAGAAACAGUCAUUCAAAUUUGACCACCUGAGGAAAGAGUCGAGUGACCCUCAAUCCUAUGAGGGCGAGGCAGCUCUCAGGCUGUGGAGGGAUGCUUGCGACGAAGCUCUGAGGGCUUAUGUCAAAGACCACUACCCCAGUGGAGUCUGCACUGUUUAUGGGAAAACCAUUGAUGGACUACAAACCAUCAUUGCCUGUAUCGAGGGUCAUCAGUUUCAACCCAAAAACUUCUGGAAUGGGCGCUGCCGUUCGGAAUGGAAGUUCUCCAUUUCUCAGGCCACUGCUCAGGUGGUGGGAGUGUUAAAGAUCCAGGUUCAUUACUAUGAGGAUGGAAACGUACAGCUAGUCAGCCACAAGGACGUGCAGGAGUCUUUGAUUGUCACUAAUGAGGUCCAGACAGCCAAGGAGUUCGUCAAAAUCAUAGAAAAUGCUGAAAAUGAAUAUCAGACGGCUAUCAGCGAGAACUACCAGACCAUGUCUGACACCACCUUCAAGGCCUUACGCCGGCAGCUCCCUGUCACCCGUACCAAGAUCGACUGGAACAAGAUCCUCAGCUACAAGAUCGGCAAAGAGAUGCAGAACGCUUAGAGACAUGGCAUGCCGCUGCUCCUGCUCGCGUUACAAGCAAAGAGACAAGCUAAGAGAGGCCCAUAUGUAAACCUGAGUUAAGGGGCAGGGACAAGACACAUGGUCCUUCGAGAAGUGUGCUAAAAAAAAAAAGUGUCUGUCCUUAUAUUUUUGUUUUUCAAAAGCCACGGUUUGACCUCAGCUGAAGAGACUGCCUCCUUUUGUGUAUAGUAGGAGGGCUUCAAGCUUGUUUUAAUGGGUUUAGCAAAGGUUCUUGCUGUUGAACAAAUACCUCCCAUGACACCAGUGUACAGAGUCAGAAAUAGUCCCCCUAAUAUCUCAUAUACGCCCUCUAGAUCACUGCUUCAAAUGCUUUACACACUGAAUAAUUUAAUGCUGCUUUGCAGCUGCACUUUUCCCAGAUGAUCAAUUGUGUUUUUUGUUUACUAAAUUUGGCAACUCAACAGUCCAAAGUUCCAUCUCAAGUUGAGUCAGAAGAUAUCAUUAUUUAAAGGGAUAGUUCACACAAAAAUAAAAAUUCCGUCAUCAAUCAUUUUUGAGUGAACUAUCCCUUGAACAGUAUGUAGCCUGUCAAAGCUCUCCGCUCUGCUGAGAGAUCAUUUUGAUUUCAGUUUAGCAUCGCUUUGCUGUUUGUCAACACAAUAGGUGCCAUCAUAUAUGAAUGUGCUGUCAAUUGAUCAGAGAUAGGGUUGUGCCAAAGUGAGUGUUGUAUUUAUACAAGUCAUUUCAGGUUACUUUUCUGUGUGGAUAUGGUCUCAUCAUCCUACUCUGGUGUCUAGAAUGGUAUAUAUGCUGUAUGCAGUUACACAUAAUAUUUGUUACCCCUCACUUCAGCCUUCUACCCUAGCUUUUACUGCUAUCUAUUUUUUACAAAAUGUAAGAACAAAUAUGAUCCCAGAGGAAUAAAUGAUUUGC